This is a messenger RNA of Sorghum bicolor (sorghum), 588 nucleotides long. Its product is annotated as serine/arginine repetitive matrix protein 1-like. The record is from RefSeq and is a predicted model, not a curated record. NCBI's taxonomy places the organism in Eukaryota, Viridiplantae, Streptophyta, Magnoliopsida, Poales, Poaceae. The transcript has a single exon. Bases 1 to 588 code for a protein of 195 amino acids.
AUGGCCGCCGCCGCUCUCUGCUCCGUUCCCAGCGCCGCCACCCUCCCCUUCUCCCUUGCUCGCCAGCGCCGACGCGUCCGCGCCCUCGACCUCGUCGCGCCCAAGGCGCUGUGCGCCCUCGCCCUCGAAGCCGCGGACGCCACCUCGCCGAGCAGCAACAACGUCGGCCGCGACCCCAACGGAGCUCCUCGUCGCGCCCCCUGCUUCAGUCCACGAGCUCCCUCCUCUGCGUCGAGCCUUCUGCACCGAGCAGGAGCCGCCGCGCCUCGCCGUGGCCACGACGUCGCCCCCGCAUCGUCCUCGCCGCGCCGAGCCCCGACCCCGCAACGCCGUCCUCGCACCGGAGCCGCCCGCCGCGUCGAGCUCCUGUGCGCGACCUCGCCGAGCCGACCACCGCGACGCAGAGCACCGCGACGCCGAAGCCACCCACGACCGCGCCGGCUCGGCCCUGCUCCACUCCGUCGAGCGCUGUCGCCCCAGCCUCCGUCCGCGACCUGCGACGCCGAGCCACCACAGCAACUCCAACCUCGUCAAGCCCUGCUCCAAGCCGUGAGCCGCCUCCGCGCCCACGACGGCGUCGAGCCCUGA